UUUAGUGUCACACGUACUGCCGACGCACGCGGAUAUACCCGACGGCUUAUCCCUACUACAUUUAUAACGAUAUAAUAAUCGCGCAUCUAGGCUACUACUAAGCUCGAGGCUCGAGGACUUGGAAAGUAAAUCGUAACGCGACGCAGCUCUGUGAGCAUAUUGUAUUGUGUACAGUUCUUGAGCGAGUGAAAAAUCAAAAGAAAAAAAUAGUGAAAAAAUGUCAUCGCACGACGAGACGAUACAGCAGCAACAGCAGCAGCAACAGAAGCAGUACGUGAUUUUGGAGUUACCCUUGCCCACGUACGAGGAGGUAAUGAGGGAAAAACAAUCAAGGGACGUCAGUGUGUUCACGAUCAGCAAGAGUCGUCCGCAGUACGUUGAGCAGACAGCGGCUUCUCGCGAGCCUUACUGGAAGUCGCCGGACGGUAACAGGCUGUACAGAAACGAUAAUUGUUGUUCCAACAACAACAGCAGCAACAACAACAACAUCGCCUCGUUGCAUGGCCGCAGGAACGAAGUCAAUUUUAUCAUCUUCAAGUACACACUGUACACGAUAACGGCAUUCUCGUUGCUUGCCGUGUUUUUAAUUUUACUGAAGGAUUUUCGCCUAGUUACACCUGUUCAAUUCCCCAUUUCCAGUACAUCGGAAAACGAUUGAGAUAAAAAAAGUGCGUGCUUGUGUAUAAGUGUUAAUGUUUUAUGGAAAAUCAUCCGAGAAACGAAGUUUUAGUUCACGAAAAGCUAAACGUUGACUUGCUGUGAAUCUUUCUUUUGUCAACAACUGUGUUGAUAACGUCAGUUCCAAUUCAUCAUUGAUCCACGUGCAUCGCAAAAAUGCAGUGUCAUGUCAGUUUCUGCGUCGAUUUGAUUGCUGUGAUUCAUCAAAAGACUGUCAAAUGUUGUACUUUUUAGGAUAAUAGGUGUAAUAGGUUUUUUUACAAUUAUUAAAUUUGAAAUUUAGUUAGAAAGUGUCGUUGAAAAGUGUAAAAAGUGUUGUUAAUUAUAUAAUUGUGUGUACUCGUGCACUGUAAUAAUCUAGGCCUAAUUGUUAUGUUAGUUUAUACAUACUACUUGAAUAAAUUAUAUUGUUUUGUUAUCUCAAUUGAUUAAUUGAACCCCGUCAUGUAUAAUGAACUCGUCGGAUCGUCAAUAUAAUAUGUACGGCACAUAUCGAUGCAUAGGCCGCGCACUCUCAUCUACGUCAA
Molecule: messenger RNA, 1205 nt
Organism: Trichogramma pretiosum
Lineage: Eukaryota; Metazoa; Arthropoda; Insecta; Hymenoptera; Trichogrammatidae
Exons: 3
Coding region: 218-658 (146 amino acids)
Source: RefSeq, a predicted model, not a curated record